Messenger RNA from Brassica napus (rape), 1158 nucleotides. RefSeq names its product cysteine-rich receptor-like protein kinase 10. Bases 1 to 1089 code for a protein of 362 amino acids. Lineage: Eukaryota; Viridiplantae; Streptophyta; Magnoliopsida; Brassicales; Brassicaceae. The transcript is spliced from 6 exons. The record is from RefSeq and is a predicted model, not a curated record. Gene Ontology annotation, biological process: protein phosphorylation. Gene Ontology annotation, molecular function: protein kinase activity; ATP binding.
AUGUUUCAUUAUAGUGGCUUUUAUGAUAUAACAACAACAGACUCACUGCAAUUUGAUUAUAGUACAAUUCAAGCUGCCACAAAUGAUUAUUCAGAGAAUAAUAAGAUUGGUCGAGGUGGAUUUGGCGAGGUUUACAAGGGUACACUUUUGAAUGGGACUGAAGUUGCGGUCAAAAGACUGUCAAAAUCAUCAGGACAAGGUGAAACAGAGUUCAACAAUGAAGUCGUUGUUGUUGCAAAGCUUCAGCAUAAAAAUUUGGUAAGGCUUAUGGGGUUUUCUCUAGAACGAGAAGAAAGGAUAUUGGUCUACGAAUAUGUGCCUAACAAAAGCCUUGAUUACUUCCUCUUUGGUCAGUUUCAUUUGUUACUUUGUUUCAACCCUGCGAUGAAGGAUCAACUAUGCUGGACACAGAGAUAUAAGAUCAUUGUAGGGAUUGCUCGGGGGAUGCUAUAUCUUCAUCAAGAUUCACGGCUCACAAUCAUACACCGUGACCUCAAAGCAAGUAACAUUCUCCUGGAUGAAGAUAUGAAUCCGAAAAUUGCUGAUUUUGGAAUGGCAAGGAUCUUUGGGAUAGACCAAACUCAGGAGAACACAAACAGAAUUGUCGGUACCUAUGGUUACAUGUCUCCCGAAUAUGCUAUGCAUGGUCAAUUCUCUAUGAAAUCUGAUGUGUAUAGCUUUGGAGUAUUACUUCUUGAGAUUAUAACUGGUAGGAAGAAUAGCAGCUUCUACGAGAGAGACAAUGCACAUAACUUGGUCACAUAUGCUUGGAGAAUUUGGACCAACAAAACAGAGUUAGACCUUGUGGAUCAAGUUAUAGUAGACAAUUGCCAGAAGAAUGAAGUGGUUCUAUGCAUCCAUAUUGGUCUUUUAUGUGUUCAAGAAGAUCUUGUAGAGCGUCCGAGCUUUUCAAACAUUUUGAUGAUGCUUACUACUAACAAUGUGACUUUACCAGUGCCUCAACAACCAGGGUUUGUCUUUCAGACUAGACAUAUAAGAGAUCUGCCUGGUUCGAAUCAAUCUACUAUGACCAAGUGUGGUGUAGUGUCUGUUGGUGAUGUGUCGGUCACUGAUUUAUAUCCUCGUUGAUUAGGUCCUAACCUUCACGCUUGGACUAAUUGGUAUUUACUGAAAACGACUGUGUUUUUGUUGAUAAUA